Messenger RNA from Vicia villosa (hairy vetch), 672 nucleotides. RefSeq lists its product as uncharacterized. The transcript has a single exon. The coding region runs from base 1 to 672 and encodes 223 amino acids. The record is from RefSeq and is a predicted model, not a curated record. Lineage: Eukaryota; Viridiplantae; Streptophyta; Magnoliopsida; Fabales; Fabaceae.
AUGGAGGAGUUUGACCCUAAUGUUUUGAGUGAGUUCGUGAACAUGGUGGAGGCCGAAACUUUAGACAAAUUUUCUAGUGACAGUUACGAGUGGCUUAAAGGAAAUGGAUGUAUUUUUUCAGUGAAAUCUUAUUAUGAUGUUGUUAAUAAUGGUUCUGUUGGUUUUUCCAUUGGGGGAGAGAUUGUGAAAGCUAUCAAUCAUUUAAGGGAGGUCAAAGUCCCAUCCAAUAUUUUGUUUUUCGGUUGGAGAUUCCUUCUCAACAGGAUUCCCACCAAAGAUCAGCUCUUUAAACAGGGAAUUUUGACGAAUAAAAAUUGUGCCUUUUGCAUGGUUGAUGAUGAAUCUAUUUCUCAUCUUUUUGGUCGUUGUUUAUAUUCGGAUUGCAUCUGGAUCAAGGUAUUCAAUUGGAUUGGUAGUGGGAUGGAAUUGUCUCUAUCGAAACUGGUGUCUUUUUUCCUUCAUUGUGAGAAGGUGAAGAAUAAGGUGAGAAGAUUGAUUACCGCCGUGAUUUGGCUCGCAACGGUUUGGAGCAUUUGGUUGAUGCAGAACACUAUUAUAUUGAAAAAUUCUAUUUUCAAUUUCUAUGAUUGUAUGACAAUGAUUGUCCUUAGAUCGUGGACUUGGUUAUCUGCUUUUUGUAAAACCGUAGAUGGCUGUAAUUUUUCUGUUUGA